AUGUCAACAAAGGAGAACUCGGGCUUCUAUAGGGUCAAGGAAGCGGGCUUGGAGUACCAGCAUGUGAAGGCCGAAAUACCUACCCCAAAAGAUGGCAAAGAAUUUCUGAAAAGAUUUCGGGAAAAUUUUGAUUUAAAAAUAUUGUCGCAAGAAGGAAACGAGCUGGUCUUUGAGUUGAUUGGUUGUGAUGUAUCUUUUGCGAAUGCCCUGCGUCGUAUCUUGUUGGCUGAAGUUCCAACGGUGGCCCUUGAGUAUGUUUACAUGAUCAACAACACCAGUCUGCUCCACGAUGAAGUUUUGGCUCACCGAAUUGGGCUCAUUCCUCUGAAUGUCGAUCCACGCCUCUUUGAGGACCUGGAUGACCCCGAUGAGGCGACAGAUCUCAAUACGGUUGUGUUCAAGCUCCAAGUAUCCUGUGAAACGCAACAAAAUUCUCGACUGCAGAAAGGCAAAGAUGAAGACAUGAACUUUGAGACUGAUCCGAAUGUCAUUGAAAAUGCUGAAUUGGAAAAAGCUGCUCUUGCAGCUACUCGUAAGAAGACUAUCGAAACGCCUGGUCGGCCGUAUACCAAGCACGUUUAUUCAGGAGACUUGGUUUGGAUGCCACAAGGAGCUCAGGCAAAACACUUUCCAAAUGGAAUCAGACCUGUCCAUGAUGAUAUCCUCAUUGCAAAACUAAGGCCGGGCCAAGAAAUUUAUUUGGAAGCGCAUGGAAGACGUGGAAUUGGUCGGGAUCAUGCCAAGUACUCCCCUGUAGCAACGGCUUGUUAUCGCCUAUAUACGGAGGUAGAGCUUGUAGACUCAGUGUACGACGACGAUGCAAAAGAGCUUGUGUACGUUUAUGAGCCAGGUGUAUUUGAACUUGUUCCAACAUCAAAGGGAACAAGACUAGGUUUGAACAGGGUGUGA
Messenger RNA from Cylindrotheca closterium, 909 nucleotides. Lineage: Eukaryota; Bacillariophyta; Bacillariophyceae; Bacillariales; Bacillariaceae. The record is from the annotation of a GenBank genome assembly.